Messenger RNA from Notothenia coriiceps (black rockcod), 2317 nucleotides. RefSeq names its product zinc finger protein Aiolos-like. The transcript has 8 exons. The coding region runs from base 239 to 1885 and encodes 548 amino acids. Gene Ontology annotation, biological process: regulation of transcription by RNA polymerase II. NCBI's taxonomy places the organism in Eukaryota, Metazoa, Chordata, Actinopteri, Perciformes, Nototheniidae. The record is from RefSeq and is a predicted model, not a curated record. Gene Ontology annotation, molecular function: RNA polymerase II cis-regulatory region sequence-specific DNA binding; DNA-binding transcription factor activity.
GCUGGGAUUCGUAAUGGUUCAUGAAAACUGACUCAAGGUUUUUAAAGUGGCUUUUUUGUUCAAAGUCGCUGUGUGUUGCCGCUGAAAGCGACUUUCACACAUGCUCCUAUGUUCAGACCCGGCAGGAAGUGCAUGUGCAGUGAACAUCAUCUCGUUCUCAUCAGGCUAAAUGUAGUGACAGGGUCGAGCAAUCAACCGUGGGCUUUUACCCUCAUUGCUUUUUUAUAAACUUCUUUUUAUGCCGUCCAACCAACAGGAACACAAGAUGCAACCACUGCUUCUAUUUCUUCACAUGCUUUGUAGAAAUAAACCUUUCUUCAUCAUGAACACAGAGAAGGACCCUGAGUUUACCGAGGGCAGCGGGAUGGAGGUUUGCAGUGAUGUUGCAGAUGUGAAGCCACAGGAGGAAGAAGAGAGGGAAGAUCAGUCAUUCAGUGAGAAUGGAAUGCAGGGUGCUGAAGGUGUGACGGAUCCACAUGUGAUUAAGACAGAGGCAGAGGAGAUGGAAGAUGAGGAGCAGUACCCCAAGGAUGAAAAGGAAAGACUGUUUGCGCUGAAAGAGGAAGCAGAGGGGGGCAGUGAUGACGGGACAGAGGAAGGAUUCGACGAGGAGAGGACUGAGGAGGACGAGGACGAGGAGGACGAAGGGGACGCCCCUAACGAGCCCCAGGACCUGUCUCUGGUGGACUACUCGCGGUAUGACGCCCACGCAGCAGAAGGGACCUACGUGCCUGGAGCUGUGGCCCCCCGCAUCCCUGCAGCCGGCAAGCUCAACUGUGACAUCUGUGGCCUGUCCUGCGUCAGCAUCAACGUUCUGCUGGUGCACAAGCGCAGCCACACGGAGUUCAUUUUCCCCCCUUCAGGUGAGAGGCCGUUCCACUGCAGUCAGUGCGGCGCCUCCUUCACGCAGAAGGGAAACCUGCUGCGCCACAUCAAACUGCACUCCGGGGAGAAGCCUUUCAAAUGCCCCAUGUGCAGCUACGCCUGCCGCAGGCGGGAUGCUCUGAGCGGGCACCUGCGCACACAUUCUGUAGAGAAACCCUUCAAGUGCAACCACUGCAGUCGCAGCUACAAGCAGCGCAGUAGCCUCGAAGAACACCGGGAGAGAUGCCAUGUGUACAUCCAGAGCAAAGGCCCCGCAGAGAGAGAGGACGGCCACACAUCCAGGACUCAGAUGGGCAGCGAACGGGCUUUGCUGCUCGACAGGCUGGCCAGCAACGUAGCCAAACGGAAGAGCUCCAUGCCACAGAAGUUCACCGGCGACAGCGGUGUGUGUCUGGACCUGAGCUUUAACAGGGAGCUGGUCUACAGGACCGAGGUCAAGGAGCCCCCCCCAGGCUCCCCGGGGCCCGACCCCCACCAUCAGCAACAAGCUGUCCUCACAGGGCCAGAGAACAACCUGGCUCCCUCCCGCAGACCCUACCCCAUCCAGCUGAGCCCCAUGGGCCUCACUAACGGCCACAAGAUGGCCAUGCCUCUGAUGGUUCCCCCCCCCACCUCCCAGCACCAGGUGGGCAUGGACUCGUUCCAAAGCGACGGCUCCCAGAUGCACCAGCCUGUCAUGUACAACCUGGGUCACCUGCUGGGGGGGCUGAGCCAUCAGAACGGCCUCCCUCACCCACACGCACAGCCCCUCCCCCUGUCGCCGCUGGAGGCCUUACGGGUGGUGCGAGGGGACGGGGAGGGGGGUGCGUUGCCCGGGGCGGUGUACCCCUGCGGCCACUGCAGGGUGAUCUUCCUGGACUACGUCAUGUUCACCAUCCACAUGGGCUGCCACGGCUUCAGGGACCCGCUGGAGUGUAACGUGUGUGGCCACCGCAGCCGGGACCGUUACGAGUUCUCCUCCCACAUAGCCCGUGGGGAGCACCGCCUCGAACUCAAGUAGCUGUCAUUCACACUCACACGCUUACACACACACACGCUCUGACAGAUAACCAUGUACUAGCACACCCAGAUUUACUCAUAUUAGUAGCUGGUAGUAUGAUAAAUGAAAGCAUGACGUAGCAUCUCUCUGUCUCUCGGUGUGUGUGUGUGUGUGAGACAGAUUGAGAGAGACGUUAUAGGUUUGUAACGGGUGUCAGAAUUUCCUUUGUCCUACUGUACUCAUCUGAAAAGAUGAUCUGUAAAUGUUUACGCAAGAGGAAUUCUAACCAUACAUUUUUACAUAUUUGUACUUAUUGAUUCCUGCUGUAGCCAUAUAUACAUUUAACAAAGUAGCAAAAAAUAAUGCAUUUAUUGUUUAUCUGCUGUUGUUUUCUCCUGUUAUUUGUGUUAAGGUGUAAAGCAAUAAAAGAUAACCUCUCUUUCCCUUCAUCAA